AUGUCGUCUCCAACAUCCCCUUCGACAGGCUCAUCUGGAUCCUGCACACGGACCGACUCUCAUACAUCGACUGUAUACUUCGAGCAGGAGUCGUUCAAAAAAUUCCAGGAUCGAGUGUUCCAGCUCUGUGAAGAAGUGCUCGCUCCACCCAAUAGCCAGAUCACGGUAGAGAGAAUGAAAGGGGGGUCAUACAACCGAGUCGUGGCCAUAACAUGGACCGGUAAUGAUGACUGCAAGACUCAUCGCUUCAUUUUACGAGUUCCACGCCACUGGCCUGUGUCCCUCGGACGUCACUUGGGGCCGCUGAACAUACUGCAUCAGCAAGGUCAAAUCCCUGUGCCGGAGGUGAUCAAGUUUGAUAUAACACUAAGAAAUGUCCUAGAGCGACCUUACAUGCUCCAGGUCCGUAUCCCAGGCAAAUCCUUGGAUUUCACGUACCAUGAUCUCCCACACCAGACAAAAUGCGCCAUUGCUACCAGAGUUGGCGGGGUUUUUGCUAGUCUGCAUUCCAUCAGAAGUGUUGUCGCAGGUAGACCAACUAUUUCGUUGAAGGAAAUCAAAGUCUCCCGAUUCAGAGACCCAGAGGAGCAUUGGUGUACGCGUGUGCCAGAGCUCGUCCCGUAUGAGGAUGGGCCUGCCUCUCAAUCUACUUUCGACCUAAUAUAUGCAAUCAUAGCCCCUCAACUCGAUCGAGAAAUUGUUAGGAAUGAAAGAAUCGAAAAAAUCAAUUAUUUGCAAAACAUACUCACUGUCGCAUCUGAGAUGCAUGAAUCCAGUGUCUGGGGAGAGGAUGGAUAUUGCCUCUGCCACUUGGACUUAGCUCUCCGGAAUAUCAUGGCCGACAAGCCUAACAUUACCAACCCAUCUGGCAUUACAGGUAUUCUCGACUGGGACAGCGCCGUUUUUGCACCGCUUGUGAUGUCCUGUACUCCCCCUCGCUGGCUCUGGGCAUCCUACCCGGACUGA
Molecule: messenger RNA, 966 nt
Organism: Penicillium malachiteum
Lineage: Eukaryota; Fungi; Ascomycota; Eurotiomycetes; Eurotiales; Aspergillaceae
Product: aminoglycoside phosphotransferase family protein
Exons: 1
Coding region: 1-966 (321 amino acids)
Source: RefSeq, a predicted model, not a curated record